UCAUCCUGUUCUUCUGUCACAGUUGUUGCUACUUUUCUCGCCGUCGUCUGCCUUCUCAACCCUAGCCCCAACACCCUUUCCCAGUCCAACCAUGGCGUUGAAGCAUCUUCUAGCUCUAGCCCGCCGGUCCCACAGACCUUCACCCUCCGCUCUUUCUGCCGUCAGACACUCGUCAACCGCCGUCGCCUCUUCCUCGCCAUCUACUCCUCCCGCCCCUCCUCCUCCUAAUGCCAUGAUCUACGACCGUCUCGCUGAAUCUGUCAAAUCCAAGCUACAACAGCUCGAGAAUCCCGACCCCAGGUUCCUCAAAUACGGGUCCCCUCACCCAACUCUCACGACUCACACCCACAUCCUCUCCGCCCCUGAAACCCGAGUCACCACGCUUUCUAAUGGCCUUCGCGUCGCGACGGAAUCCACUCUCGCCUCAAAAACAGCUACAGUUGGAGUCUGGAUCGAUGCUGGGUCUCGCUUCGAGACUGAAGAUACUAACGGUACGGCACAUUUUCUAGAGCACAUGAUUUUUAAGGGCACCGAGCGGAGGUCUGCGAGAGACCUUGAGGAGGAGAUCGAGAACAUGGGUGGCCAUUUGAAUGCCUACACCAGUAGGGAACAGACUACUUAUUAUGCCAAAGUUAUGGACAAGGAUGUGAACAAGGCAUUGGAUAUUUUGGCUGAUAUAUUGCAGAACUCGAAAUUCGACGAGAACCGGAUUAGACGCGAGAGAGAUGUGAUUUUAAGGGAAAUGGAGGAGGUUGAGGGGCAAACUGAGGAAGUUAUCUUCGAUCAUUUGCAUGCAACUGCAUUCCAGUACACUCCUCUUGGCAGAACUAUUCUUGGACCAGCGCAAAAUGUCAGGUCUAUUACCAGAGAUCAUCUUCAGAGCUAUAUACAAACACACUAUACUGCUCCCCGGAUGGUCAUUGUAGCUUCUGGAGCAGUUAAGCAUGAAGAAGUUGUUGAGCAAGUAAAGAAGUUGUUUACUAAGUUAUCAGCUGAUCCAACCACUGCUUCUCAGCUGGUUGGCAAAGAACCUGCUUUUUUCACUGGAUCUGAGGUUAGGAUAAUUGAUGAUGAUGUUCCUUUGGCACAAUUUGCCGUUGCUUUUGAAGGAGCUUCCUGGACAGAUCCAGAUUCUAUUGCUCUAAUGGUCAUGCAGGCUAUGCUUGGUUCGUGGAAUAAAAAUGCUGGAGGUGGAAAGCACAUGGGUUCUGAGCUUGCACAACGGGUUGGUAUCAACGAAAUAGCAGAAAGCAUGAUGGCUUUUAACACCAACUAUAAAGACACUGGCCUGUUUGGUGUUUAUGCUGUUGCUAAGCCAGAUUGCUUGGAUGAUUUAGCCUGGGCAAUUAUGUAUGAGACAACCAAAUUAAGUUAUCGAGUUUCAGAAGCUGAUGUCACACGUGCCCGUAAUCAGUUGAAAUCAUCAUUGAUACUUCACAUAGAUGGAACCAGUCCUGUAGCUGAAGAUAUUGGACGCCAGCUACUUACAUAUGGCCGGAGAAUUCCAUUUGCAGAAUUGUUUGCUAGGAUUGAUGCUGUUGACGCUAGCACAAUUAAACGUGUUGCUAACAGAUUUAUUCACGACAAGGAUAUUGCAAUUGCUGCCAUGGGUCCCAUCCAGGGGUUGCCUGACUACAAUUGGUUCAGACGCAGGACUUACUUGAACCGCUACUAGAUUAUCACUCUUGUUUUUAUUACUGCAUUGGCACAUUACAGGGCGGAUAUAAACAACGUAUUGAUGGUUUUGCGACACAACCACCAUCUUUUGGGGCUCUCCCGAAAGUGUGCAUUUUCAAAUCACUUUUUUUUUUUUUUUUCCUGUUUAGGUUUCUCUCUGUAAUGCUAUUAUUUUUCAGUAAUAAAGAAUACAUUGUUCAGAAAAUUGUUGCUUUUAAUAAAAGCAGAUUUUGUC
Messenger RNA from Manihot esculenta (cassava), 1912 nucleotides. Its product is annotated as probable mitochondrial-processing peptidase subunit beta, mitochondrial. The coding region runs from base 92 to 1675 and encodes 527 amino acids. Gene Ontology annotation, biological process: proteolysis. The record is from RefSeq and is a predicted model, not a curated record. Gene Ontology annotation, cellular component: mitochondrion. Gene Ontology annotation, molecular function: metal ion binding; metalloendopeptidase activity. The transcript has 9 exons. Lineage: Eukaryota; Viridiplantae; Streptophyta; Magnoliopsida; Malpighiales; Euphorbiaceae.